Molecule: messenger RNA, 723 nt
Organism: Acanthosepion pharaonis
Lineage: Eukaryota; Metazoa; Mollusca; Cephalopoda; Sepiida; Sepiidae
Source: the annotation of a GenBank genome assembly
AUGCGAAGAAGGCGCCAAUAUUUCUUUUCUCUUUUUCUGUCUAUUCUUUAUAUUCUUAUAAUCUAUCUAUCUAUCUAUCUAUCUAUCUAUCUAUCUAUCUAUCUCAAUCUAAUUAUUUAUUUGUUAGUUUCUAUCUACCUCACUCGGUUCAUAUCUAUCAACCUCAGUCGAUUCAUAUCUAUCUGUCUAUCUAUCUAUCCAUCUCUCAUUCAAUUCAUAUAUAUCUGUCAAUUUCUAUAUACCUCAGUCGGUUCAUAUCUAUCUAUAUAUUUAUCUAUGCCAAUUGAUUUACAUAUUUGUCACUAUCUACCUAACUCGGGUCGUAUAUAUCUAUCUAUCUAUCUAUCUAUCUAUCUAUCUAUCUGUUAUGGGCCGGUUCCUUGUGCCACGUCCCAUAACACUAUCUAUCUAUCUAUCUAUCUAUCUAUCUAUCUAUCUAUCUAUCUCACUACUACAUUCUUACUUUCAUUAGUAAAUAAAAAGAGCGUCACAUUUGUCGCACCCUAUCUAUCUAUCUAUCUAUCUAUCUAUCUAUCUAUUUAUAUAUCUAUAUAUCUAUCUAUCUGUCUGUCCGUCUGUCGGUCUAUCAGUCUAUCCAUAUACACAGUAAAUGUUAAUUUCUGUGUCCACACUGAUUCUAUCUAUCUAUCUAUCUAUCUAUCUAUCUAUCUAUCUAUCUAUCUAUCUAUCAUAUCCACUAUGAACACAGCUACAAUGUGCUGA